This is a messenger RNA of Fusarium venenatum, 807 nucleotides long. Lineage: Eukaryota; Fungi; Ascomycota; Sordariomycetes; Hypocreales; Nectriaceae. The record is from RefSeq and is a predicted model, not a curated record.
AUGGCACCAAUGAAUAAUCAGAAUUUGAAUUACAGUAGUAAUUACGGCGAGGCCACUGCCCAGAAGGUCAAUGUCCUUGCCUCUUGCUACCUCGUCGACUCUGCCGCCAACCUCAAGGGCCUCCACUACUGCACUACCGGGGUUGCAGGAUUACCCUCCCCUCCAACAAGCCCCCCCCUCGCCGCAUUAACCUCGUCUAACGAGCUCGCUCUCUUGCCCAAGAACAAGAAGCGAGAAAUCCCAGGCCGGCGCCUGGGCCGACGAGGGGGGGCAGCACUUUCGAUCAGGGAAGAAUGUGAGAGAUUCUUUUGCGAGUCCAUGAAGGCGACGUUCCACGGUGAGAGGAAUUCGUCCAUGAAUGGCUCCGGCCUGUCUGGUGCUUUUUUACCAACGCCGCCGUCCGAUGACCGGCUUCCCGAACACUUCAAGCCUGUUUCCGAUGACAAGCUAUCUGCCUACGACAUUACCGCUUGGCUGGAGGUUUGGGACUAUGCCGGCGGUGCGAGCUUCCGUGCCUUUGUUGCUGAUGAUGGAGAGGAGAAAUCUCUCUUUGUCUUCUUCGACGUUGAAGGCGUCCUCGGCCGAGACCUGAAAAAGGCUCUCAUGGCCCUUAUCGAAUUGGCCGACGGUCCUUUGGACUGUGCCCACAUUGUUACCUGCAUUGACAGGCGUAUCCCCGCGGAUGACGUUCACUCUCUGUCAAAGAGCCUUCAGUGGGUUGGCUUCGACAUGGUUACCUUGGAUCACUGGGCCCAUGAUCUUGAUGUUACGAGCAAGAAGUGGAUGUUGAUGGGCAUGGAGCUAUAG